Messenger RNA from Acanthosepion pharaonis, 654 nucleotides. The record is from the annotation of a GenBank genome assembly. Lineage: Eukaryota; Metazoa; Mollusca; Cephalopoda; Sepiida; Sepiidae.
AUGCUUGAUUUAAUUCUCUCUCCCCGCCUCUCUCUCUCUCUCUCUCUCUCUCUCUCUCUCUCUCUCUCUCUCUCUUUGCAAUCUAUUCCUAUCUAUCUAUACGUUAAUUCACAUUUAAAAUCGAUCCAACUUAUUGAAACACCAUCUAUCUAUCUAUCUAUCUAUCUCAGUAAGUUCAUAUCUAUCUAUCUAUCUAUCUAUCUAUCUGUCUGUCUGUCUGUCUAUCUAUCUAUCUAUCUAUCUAUCUAUCUCAGUCUUCUCAUAUCUAUCUAUCAAAGUCUUUUAAUAUAUAUCUAUUUAUCUAUUUGUCUGUUGAUAUCUAUCUCUCUCUUUUUUAAUCAUUUCACCCCAAGCAAGGCCAGUUUUUGUAAACAAGCAAUAUCCGGUUUGGUCACAUUUUAUCUAUCUAUCUAUCUAUCUAUCUAUCUAUCUAUCUAUCUAUCUAUCUGUGUCUGUUCAUAUCUACCCAUCUAUGUAUGUUCAUUAUCUAUCUAUCUUUUUUUCUUUGUUAACUGGCGAUGUUCAUUGAUCAGAAACGUGAUAUUUGUCCACCUUUCAGUGAACAAUUACGAAUACGGUCGCGUCUUUUCAAUCAAUGCCAACGUGUCUUAUCCCUGCUCACUGUCCAACUGUUGUGACUUGGGGAGAGACUGA